This is a messenger RNA of Dermacentor albipictus, 629 nucleotides long. RefSeq lists its product as uncharacterized. The record is from RefSeq and is a predicted model, not a curated record. NCBI's taxonomy places the organism in Eukaryota, Metazoa, Arthropoda, Arachnida, Ixodida, Ixodidae.
AGCCCCAAAGAGCCGCACUAUGAACUCGUUGGUGAUCUUCCUCGUUGGUUCCGGCCUUGUGGCGUGUACUAUGGCCGGUGGACUCAGUGGCGUCGGCUACGGUGGAGGCCUCGGUUACGGUGGUGGUCUCGGCUACGGUGGCGGCCUAGGUGUCGGAGGAGUAGGCGUCGGCAGCAGCGUAGCAUUGCUCAGCGGCGGACCUGGCUUCUCGAAGGCUGUGGCCGGACCCGCCUUCCUCGUGCGCACCGUGCACCACGUGAACAAAGUCCACGGCGGAGGCGCCAUCGUCGCUCACUCCGGCCUUGGAGGCUACGGGGGAGGAUACGGCUAUGGGGGAGGCCUGGGAUACGGGGGAGGCCUGGGAUACGGCGGAGGUCUCGGCUAUGGUGGAGGCCUGGGUUACGGAUAUGGCCUGGGCUAUGGAAGUGGCCUCGGUUACGGCAGCGGGCUGAAAUACGGGGGAUAUGCCCUGAAGGGAUAGGUGCCAUGUAACCUCAAGCCAGAAGAAGUCCUUGGCUGCUGUAUUUCUGUCAGCACUGUGUGCCCGGCGUUAAAGUCGACACAGCGUGGAUAUAUCCUGGAAGAACCAUUUGUAUAUGAAAUGUAAAUAAAUUUCUGUACCAAAAACA